UUAUGUAAAAUUCAAGGUUUAUGUCAAGGUGCAGUCAAGGCGAUUAUCCAGUUGACAUGUAGUGACAGAAUUAAAGGUCAAACUAUAUCUUUGGUUUGUUUGCUGUGACAGUACAAUUUUAAUUCGCUUAGUCACAUAUGAUAUUGAAGUGAUAUGCUACUUUUUUUUUAAUCUUCAGAUAUGUUUUAUCAUGUAUGGUAUUAGUGCAAGAUAGUUCUCCGUCAGACUUCUAUAUUUCAGGCAUCGCGCCAAGUUCUAAAUGUGGUGCCUUUGUUUGUUUCUUGAUAGUUUUAAUCUGACUUAACAGCUCGUAUUCGUAAAUGGCUGACACAGAGCUUGUUCAAAAUAACAGUGGUAGCUGGCCGUGGAGCUGGUUUGGUUGGUCACCCUGCUCUACUGUUAUGCUGAGAGCUAUUGAGAAGCAGAUUCUAUCCAGUUUGAAGACAGCGUACAGAGGUUUUUUUGUGGAUAUUGGCCCUGUGGUGGGGAAAGCUGACAAGAUAUGGACAGUUGCCCUGAACACAGACUCCAAGAAGACACCCAUUCUCCUCCUGCAUGGGUUUGCCUCAGGCGUUGCUUUGUGGUGUCUCAAUUUGGAUGCCCUGGCAGCACACAGGCCUGUGUAUGCCAUCGAUAUUCUUGGUUUUGGCCGCAGCUCUCGCCCUUCUUUUAGCAACGAUGCGUUAGAAGCAGAGACCCAACUGGUUCAGUCGGUGGACGAAUGGAGGCGGGAGAUGAACUUGGACAAGGUCAUCUUACUGGGACACAGCAUGGGAGGAUUCCUAGCUGCGUCGUAUGCUCUCCAUUACCCAGACAGGGUGAAGCAUUUGGUGCUGGCAGACCCCUGGGGCUUUCCUGAGCGGCCAGCAGACCUGAACACCAGGAUGCCUCUGUGGGUCCGAGGAAUCGUGUACGUGGUCCAGUUGUCCAGCAAGCCCCUGUGGCCCGUCCGUGCUGCUGGUCCACUAGGGCAGUGGUUGAUAGGAAAGGCACGACCCGAUCUGGUCAAGAAGUUCACGCCCUUCUUGGAGGAUGCUGAUGACCUUAUUCCAAAAUACAUCUUCCACUGCAAUGCACAAAAUCCUACGGGAGAAAUGGCUUUCUAUUCGAUGAUGAGCGGCCUCGGCUGGGCCAAGAAUCCCAUUGUGAAUCGCAUCGACACCCUGAGUGAAGACAUUCCGAUAACACUGCUGUACGGGUCGCGGUCGUGGGUGGAUAGCUCGGCAAGUGAGACUAUCCGAGCCCUGAGGCCCAACUCUUACAUCAACAUCCAGAUUUUAGCAGGUGCUGGCCACCACGUGUAUGCUGACAAAUGUGACAUCUUCAACCAGUACGUGGUGGAAGCUUGCGAGAGCGAUGAAAGCAUAGGGAAGAAAGCUGAUGACACGCAACCAGAGAAGGAAGGGGGAGACAUAGCCAUUGUAUUGUCACCACAGGACAGGAGUAGUGAUGAGAACGUGCCACCAGGUAGUGGACACACUACCGUUGCUUCGUAGUGCUGUACUUCCUAUAGCAGAGGAAUGACAUUCAUUACUGGAAAUACCCUCCUUGAUUGAAUAAUGCAUACUUAAAUUAUAACUGUCAUGACUAUAGAGCAGUAAAAUUUUUAGCCAUAAGUGACUACUGACUAGUGGACAUUGUUAUUUUACAGUAUUUAGGAUUAUGAAAUACAGUUUCUGUGUGUAGAGUAAGAUUUGUAGUUAGUUAUAGACUGGAUCAAAUCUCAGAUUUUCAAAUGGAAAUUUCAAACUUGCUUGUAAAUAUGAUCUAGAAUGUAAGUAAACUUAAUCUAUUAUAGCUAAUGUGUGAAUGAAGCACAAAACAAUUCUACGAGUAUGUAUUAAGUUUUAGUCAAUUUUAAAGGGCCAAUAUUUAUGUAAGCUGGUCACUUUUUUCCCCCAUGAUCAUGACAAAAGUAAAUGAGCCUUAGUAAACAUUUAUGCACUUAAUAAAUUAUUCAUCAUAGUGAAUGUCUGUUGUUUGGUGUGUUAUGAUUUGUUCAUUCAGGGCUUUAUAAUACACAUUUAGUGUGGAUGUUCUAGUUCACCAUGGUAACCAUAUGUAGUCCCGUUUCAGUCCAUCCGUAGUACGUUUACGGUGACUUAAAGAAACUCCGGUGUUGUCAAUUCAGGGUUUGGUCGCAGUUAUUGCAAUUUUCUCUCAACAGGGUACAUGAUUCAUGUUUUUUGUUGGUGAGAAAUUCAGAAGUUCGGGAAUUUUGGAGCCAAAUCAUCCUUCAAAUAAAAUUUAGAUUGUUACUCUUGUAUGAUUCCUUGAAAGAGUAACUAUUUUAUUUGGUUUUUAUUGCAUCACAGGUAGAUCCUUGUGUUUUUUCAUGCUUACUUUGCCAUAGUUAUAUGGCUGUUAGGUAUAUUUACUGUUAGUUUUUUGUGUUAGUGCAAUCUAGAAAUGUUCCAGUGUAUUUUACUUCUUUUAUCUGAAAUGCACAAAUGGUGCUCAUGUAUGUGUAUACGUAUGUGUCUUUUUGAUGAGUGCUAAUUCAUAAUUAAUUGUGUGGUGGACAUUUGGGUAUCUUUACUCACAGUAUUACUAAUGAGUUGGUGAAAUUUAGCUAACUUUUUAAGUUGAUUGUUUGUUAUGUAUGUAACAUGAAUUGAGCCAGGGUUCCUCAGCUUUCUUUAGGUCUAAAUACACCAAUGUAUUAUUGUUCUUAAAUUAAAACUAUCAGUAGUAGUACAGUUAAGUCUCUCCACAUAUCUCAGUUUUUGUGUUCAGUAGUAUGUAUUUACCAGUCACCAGGGCACUACCAUGUGAAGAAUGUUGCAACAUUGCUGCUUUCAUUUGAACAGCUAACAAUUUCUUGAUUAUAACAAAAAUAGGUCAAUUGUAUUUCUGUGACUGUGAAGUCACUUUAACACCAAAAUCAAGCACGGUUCUAAUUCCUCUUUCACUAACCUUUAAUUUCUCCCUCGUUCCUUGCGCUUCUGAACCCCCCAUUUAUGUUUGUAAUGUUCCAUACUGGAACCUCACAAUUAAAACUAUGAGAAUUUUUAAUGGUAGAAGGUCUUUCUCGUAACAACUAGUACUCAUAACAGCCGACCAGUGAUUAAAUAAUAAGUCAAAAAAUAUAUAUCCCCACACCUUCCAUAGGGUGCAUCAUCACAUUCUUUACUUCAGAAGGGUAGACGAGAGGGAGUGUCUAAUGUACAUUGUGGCCGAGGGGAGGGGUGUUUGAGCUCAAGCAAACCUAUUGUGCUCGUACUUGACGUUCCAUUUCUGCUAUUUCGCAAGCACUUCAGUGUGACCUGAAUGUUAUUAGUGCUGAUCGGUUAGGUUAUUGGUGUGACAGGUGUUUUAGGAACAUGGAAGACCAAAAAGUGAAAUAGCAGGGGGGAAAUGUUUUCUCAGCCAAUUUUUUCCUCCUUCCCAGCCAGGCCCCUUAGACUAAUGAGCCCCUGGAUAUUUUCCCCUUUUACCCCUCUUUUGAUGGCUCUGCUAGUCACCUAUGUCAGGCUGAAAAUAACGAAUUUAGCAAAGUUGCAUUUCGAAAUAAAUUUAUUUUGCUGCUCAUGAUUUUUUUUUUUCUCAAAUAGUUAUUAAAAUGACAGAUUUAACACAGACAAUAAUAUGUUCCUGCAAUAAAAAUAAACUUACAAUUGCUUUUGUGUAUUUAAGUGUUUUCAAGUUUGUGAUUACUAAUAGUUGGGAUUUUUGCUGUAUAAUAUUGACAAUAUUGGUAGUGGUUUGCUUGUAUGUUUAUCUCGUAUAGCAAGAUGUAACUUUUUUUUCCCCUUCUUUUAACACGUCUGAAAACAUUUUUGAGGAAUGACUAGUAAUCAUAAGUGUAGACAGUGGAAGUUUGCGUUAGCGAUAUAAGCAUGAAUGAAGGCGACAGAAGUUCUUUCCAGUGAUAAAAUGCUGUAGAAAUGGUCUCAUUGUAAUAAAGUAAAUAUACAAAGCUGAAAGACUGACUUGAAGCCUGGAAGUGUAAAAACAAAAGUUGUCCAUUGCUUGCACGGGCAGACAGCAGACGCCUUUCCUCUUCCACAACCUAUCUUUAAUGUCCACAACUCCCCUGCCCUUCCCUCAAAAUCUUCCCUUCAAAUCCUUCUCAUCACUUGUGCUCUCCCUUAGUUUUCAGCGAUUAUAAGCAAAUGUAGAAAAAUCUCUCCAUUUACCAGUCUAGUUUAAUUUGAACAUAACAAGGUUCCUGGUUUUCUAUUCUGUAGCUGAAUUGUAUUUUUCUCACUGCGAGUUGGAAUUAUAAAUGCAAUCUUCCACUUUCUCUAUCAUAAGUUAUGUGAGCAAGGGAUCCACGAAAUUGUAAUUAGUAAUUACAGUUCUGUAGUACAGUGCACUACUUAAAAGGUUAUAGAGAUGAGAUUUUUUGAGCAGGCUUCUGGUCCUAAGAUGAGAAUUCAGCUAUAUGCAUUGGAUGUAGCCACAAUAUGAUGAAAUUUUUAAGUUUUAAUAUAUAUUCCUUGAAUAUGAAUAAUACUAUUAUGGUUAUUAUGGGCUUCACAUUUUGUGUACAUUGUGUUAAUAAUAUCGGUAUUUGGUUAAACAUGGUGGUUUAGUUUACACAUGCACUGCACACUCAUUAUGGGUGCACUCCCAUUAUGGGUGCACUCCAGUUGAAAAUGGGAUGGGCCUCUGUUUUUUAAAAUGUGUGUUGUAAUUAUUGUAAUGUAUUUCAAUUGAUUUUUAAAUUCGUAGUACUUACAGUGAAAUUUAAAAGAGAAUGGGCCAGUUUUUUCUCUCUAAAGUUGUAGUUGAAAGAGUGUGAAUUGUUUUUAAUGUUUUUAUCCUUUUAACCUUUUCAAGCUGUUUGAUUGUUUGGUACUCUUUGAAAUGGAAAGAGCUAUACAAACUAUCAGAAAAGUGUUUUGUUAUUAGGCUUUUACAGAUGCUGACAGAUCCUAGGUGAAAUUUGAGCAUACCUUCAGCUGGUUUUCCUUCUCUCUCCUUUCCCCGUUUUUCUUAACUUUCGUGUCCCUAGAUUAGGAAUGCUGAUUUAAACACGAGGACAUUUUAUCUAAGUUGUUAAACUUUUGUUCAAAAUUUGUUGGGUUCUUUUAUUAGUCAAAAAAUUCCUCAACACAUGUUCACACAGUAUUUUGGUUUGGUGAGGUUAAGAACUCCACUCUGAUUUUUUAUUUUAUUUGGUGUUUCAGAAGAUUACGUACAGUCAUGCAUAUCAAUACAUAUCUAUAUUACUAAUGUGCUGGCCUGGGGCAUGAAUAGAACCGCAGUCGUAGCGCAAGGCAAAGUGUGUAUUGUGCAGGGCUUCCAGAAGAUCAGUACAAAGGCAAUUGAGGGUGGAGUGUUUACUAUUUCUCUUUUAACUGAUGCACUAUCAGUCCCACAACAUGUGUUGUUGUCUUAUUUAAAAAAUAAUAUACACUUAAAGUAGAUCAGUUCUUGAUGUAUUAUAACUAAUAUUACUAAGGGACAGAAUUAAAUUUUCAUUGUUGUUUUGUUGUUACAAGAAAUAAAUUAACAAAAUAUUUUAACUUGUAUUAUUUUAUGUUUAAAAUCAAAUUUUAAUAUUAAACUUUUGUUGCUGACUGCAACUAUGACAGACAAGUGCUUGCUUCUCACACAUUCACACACCUCAAUUUUUUGGAUAGGUAUAUUAAGAGCUUGUUACUUUUUUUUCUGCAUUGUUUUCAUCCUAAUGUUUUUACUGUGCUACGCCUCGCACUCAUUUCCCCUUGUGGCAUGUCUCAGUUGUAGAUUGUUGCCGGGAUGCCAGGUCACAUCAGGCAGGGCUGCCAAUGCUUCUUAGGCACCCUAUUGACAAUGUUAACUCUGCCUAAGUGGGACCAGUACACAGAUGCCACACACGUUAGUGGUUUGUUUCCUUGCAGUCCUGCUUUUCCAGACAUUGUAUGGUAAAGUUAAAGUUCAUACACCAGUGUAGCACAAUGUCAUUUUAAUGAAAAUUGAUGUUGCUUCCAUUUUGCAUUAACUGCAGGAUCACUUUACUUUCGAGAAAAGCUCAUACUUUUCACUGCAUUUUCAUCUAUUAGCUGUUAAAGGUGUACUGAUUGAAUUGGCAGUUACUGAAAUCGGUACUAAUCUUUUUUGAAAUUAGUGUAAACAUUGAAUUUUUUAUUAUAUAGAAUAUAAAUCUCUUUUUCAUGUGUUAACGUCUUAGCUCUCGGCAUACGAAAUUUGGUUGAAGUAAUUUUGUGAAAGUGAAACCGAAGUCCAUGAACGGAAAUGUGACACAAAGAUGACGGACCCAUGUGUAGCAACAUAAACCACACAUAUAUAGUCACUUUCUUAAACAUUAGGGUAUGUACCAAACAUAUUGGUGUGCCAAAUGGAACUUUAUGAUUGUGAAACUACCCUGGAAUAAUCAUUGUAAAAAGUAAUUCCAAGUUUUAAAAUACCGAAGAAACUGGCAUUACACUGUUGAUAAUACGUAGUCUCCUUACCAAACCCCAACACUCCUGAUAGUGCUGUGGCAGAACGCACAGUUGCUAAGCUGAAGGGGUAAUUUUUGAUGUGGUUCAAACCUCGUCACUGGAAAAACUAUUUUUUGUACUCUUUUUAAUAAUGGAUUACUAGAUCAUACAAAUGCUUCAAGCAAAUACAUAUGAAUAUAUAUUUGUUUAUCUUAUUGCUAUAAUAUUAUUAAAUACAUAUAUCAAGUCUAUUGGAUUAUUUCAUACUAGGCUGGCCGAUAUCCUUGAAUUUUCCUUAAAAUAAAAUAAAUUACUUUUAUUAGGAAAUGAAUGUCCUUGAAUUUGCGUAGGUAGUAAAAAUUUAAACUUUACAAUAGUACAACUAUUCUUUAUACUUUGUUAAAAUUUAUAGUCAUCUAACAUGUGCAGAAACUUAUAGUAACAAUUUGUUUAAAGUCUUUUUUUUGCUUUUAUUGGAGCAGUUUCAUUAUAUAGUUUAAAAUUUCUGCCUGGUAAUCAAAUGGUUCCAUAGUCGACGCAGCUGCUCCGGCAGUGAAUUCUAGCGGUGGGUGUGGAAACUAUGUGCAAUUUGUAUCCAGAAAUGUAGUUGAAAACAAUUUUGCGUAUAUUUAUCACACUCUUAAUUAUUUUAUAGAAUUCUGUGUUAAAUUUUGUGUCCGAGUUUUGUAUUAUAAUUGUAUUUACAACUUGAGAACACGUGAAUUUGUUCGUUAACGAGGUUACAUGUUACACAUCACUGGCAAGUACUGAAUGAUUCGCUCACAUUUUUUUUCUCUUAACUUUUAUUAUUUUUGAUGCUUUCGAGUGAUAACUGUGUGAUAUAUUAUUUUAGGCAUACCUAGUUUAAGUUUAGCUUGUUAAUAUUGCCUGUAACAGAAAAUGUAUUUGUUUCGUUAAAUUGUUUUGUUUGAAUAUUUUCUAGUUAUUUUAUCCAGGUAGACAGUAUUUCAUUGCAAAGUAAUGUUGUUCACUGAAGAAGUCACAACACAUAUAUGUACAUUGUAUUAAAAGAUUUAUUUGUGUUAUAUUUUAAAUGAAAUUGAGUAAUGUUUAGGACAAUAUUUGUAGUUGUGUUUGAUAUUUGCAUUUUUCUUGCUGGACAAGAGUUGCUGAAAAGAACUGUAAGAGUGCAGCUAAAUAUGUACUAAGAAUGUGCCUUUUGCAAACAAUAAAUUUUAUUUGUUGA
Messenger RNA from Bacillus rossius redtenbacheri, 7581 nucleotides. RefSeq names its product (Lyso)-N-acylphosphatidylethanolamine lipase (gene puml). Gene Ontology annotation, biological process: phosphatidic acid biosynthetic process; lipid homeostasis. Lineage: Eukaryota; Metazoa; Arthropoda; Insecta; Phasmatodea; Bacillidae. The coding region runs from base 321 to 1496 and encodes 391 amino acids. The record is from RefSeq and is a predicted model, not a curated record. Gene Ontology annotation, cellular component: mitochondrion; lipid droplet. Gene Ontology annotation, molecular function: lysophosphatidic acid acyltransferase activity; carboxylic ester hydrolase activity. The transcript has 8 exons.